CUCUUAAAAACAGCCGUACACGAGUGAGCACAACAUGUCACCGCGGAAAUAAAUAGUUAUCUAACAGUCAGUUUGUCAAAACAAAAAUACUGACGUAUAUUUCAGUUUCUCAGUUUUCUCUGUAUAACGUAUGAUAAAUAAUUAACAUGUCUAUUUUCACACCGACAAACCAGAUUCGGCUCACGAAUGUGGCGAUCGUAAGAAUGAAAAAAGGGGGAAAGAGAUUUGAAAUUGCCUGCUAUAAAAAUAAAGUUAUGAGUUGGAGAGCGGGAGCUGAGAAGGACCUUGAUGAAGUGUUACAGACGGACAAGGUUUUCAUGAACGUGUCCAAAGGACAGGUGGCCAAGAAAGAAGACUUGUCAAAAGCAUUUGGAACAGAUGAUGUAACAGAAAUAUGUAAACAGAUUUUAGCGAAAGGCGAACUCCAGGUUUCAGACAAGGAGCGACAGACGCAGCUGGAGCAGAUGUUUAGAGAUAUUGCCACCAUAGUGGCAGAAAAGUGUGUAAAUCCUGAGACAAAGCGGCCUUACACAGUCAACUUAAUCGAGCGUGCCAUGAAGGACAUCCACUACUCCGUCAAAGCAAACAAGAGCACAAAACAGCAGGCUCUGGAGGUGAUCAGACAGCUUAGGGAGUCCAUACAGAUCCAGCGAGCACACAUGAGGUUGCGCUUCGUUGUGCCCGCCAAGGAGGGGAAGAGGAUAAAGGAGAAACUCAAAUCUCUCAUAAAGGUCGUGGAGAGCGAAGACUUCGAUGACCAGCUGGAGAUGGUAUGUCUGAUUGAUCCUGGCUGCUAUCGUGAGAUUGAUGAGCUCAUCCGCUGUGAGACGAAGGGAAAAGGAUCAGUGGAGGUGUUGAGUCUGAAGGAUGUGGAGGAGGGAGACGAGAAGUUGGAGUAGCAUCACUACCUUGAAAUUCUAGCAACAAUGUACUUUAUGAUUGAAGUUUUCCCUGCACCUUGCUGAAUUUUAAUUAUAUUUUUCUUGAUGUUUUUCAACCAUUACAGUACAUUAUUGGCAUUUGGCAGACGCUCUUAUCCAGAGCAAAGUACAGACUAAGCAGGAGACAAUCCUCCCCUGGAGCAAUGCAGGGUUAAGGGCCUUGCUCAAGGGCCCAAAGGCUGUGCGCAUAUUAUUGUUGGAUUAGAACCACCGACCUUGCGUGUCCCAGUCAUUUACCUUAACCACUACGCUACAGGCCGCCCAACCAAUAAUGCAGAUUAUUAAUUGCAAAUAUGCAGUAUUUAUGCUUAGCAGAAUUUAUAGUUCAGUUUUCUGAAUGCAGUACCCAUUCACCUGCAUGUGUUGUGGGGUAAUUUAAUGUUAAUCUUAUUCACGAACACAUUAUCUGCACCCUAUUGGGUUUCAAACCUGAGACCUCUCAAUCCAAGUUAAUAACAACUGCUGUUGUGUGUUGAUGGAAUGGAAUUGGAGUUUAAAGUAAUUAAUAAAAUUAUAUGUAUUUGUUCACCGAACAUUUUCCAUUCAAUCUUUUCAGUAAUUACCUAGAAAAUGUGGGCAAGUGGAUUUAUUAAAGUGAUUUACUUUCAAAUACUUAUUGUUAGAUAAUUUUGCAAUAUUUGAAAACCCCAGUAAUACACAAAACUUUGUGUUUUUAUCUAUAAUGUAUAAUUUAACGCAAAAAUCAGUACUAAAUUGUUAUAGGGAUUACCAAUAAAAUUGGGUUUCCAAUUUAUGUAAAUGUGUGUGUACAAUAUUCAAACACUGACAAACAUAAAGAAUUGUUUUGACAA
Conger conger (European conger) is the source of this 1753-nucleotide messenger RNA. RefSeq names its product SBDS ribosome maturation factor (gene sbds). NCBI's taxonomy places the organism in Eukaryota, Metazoa, Chordata, Actinopteri, Anguilliformes, Congridae. Gene Ontology annotation, biological process: ribosome biogenesis; cytosolic ribosome assembly. The record is from RefSeq and is a predicted model, not a curated record. The transcript is spliced from 5 exons. The coding region runs from base 147 to 899 and encodes 250 amino acids.